AGGGGCAUGGGGGCCCCGCGGGUGCCCUGGCCACUCCUCUGGGCUGUGCUGCAGCUGGGCUGGCGGCCAGGAUGUCUCUUAGAUGCCCCCGACAGGCCGUGGAGACCCCUCACCUUCAACCCGCCGCAGCUCUCGGUGGCCGAGGGAGAGACGGCCACCUUCACCUGCAGCUUCUCCAACACGUCUGAGCACUUCGUGCUCAACUGGUACCGCCUGAGCCCCCGGAACCAGACCGACAAGCUGGCCGCCUUCCCUGAGGACGGCAGCCAGCCCCGCAGCAACCGCCGCUUCCACGUCACGCGACUGCCCAACGGGCGGGACUUCCAGAUGAGCGUCCUGGCGGCCCAGCGCAACGACAGCGGCACCUACCUCUGCGGGGCCAUCUCCCUGCUUCCCAGGACGCAGAUCAGCGAGAGCCCCCGAGCAGAGCUCACAGUGACAGAGAGAAUCCCGAAGCAGCCCACCGAGGGCCCCAGCCCCUCGCCCCGGCCCACGGGCCAGCUGCAGAGCCUGGUCAUCAGCAUCACGAGCAUCCUGGUGGGCGUCCUGCUGCUGCUGCUGCUGACCUGGGUCCUGGCCGCCUUCCCCAGGGCCACGAGAGGAGUCUGUGCCUGCCGGAGCGAGGACCCACCUCUGAAGCAGGGCCCCUCCCCGGGGCCUGUGUUCUCCGUGGUGGACUACGGGGAGCUGGACUUCCAGUGGCGAGAGAAGACCCCGGAGCCCUCGGGACCCUGUGUCCCUGAGCUGCCACCACCGACGACGGAGUACGCCACCAUCGUCUUUCCCAGCUUACCGGGUUCCCCCAGCCGCAGGGCCUCAGCUGACAGCCCACAAGGGCCCCGGCCUCUGAGGCCUGAGGACGGACACUGCUCUUGGCCCCUCUGACAGCUUCCUCCCCAGCCCACACCCCCUGCCCAGAGCAGAGCCGGUGCGGAGGGGCAGACCGUGGGGAGAGGAGCAGGGACUGCGUGGAGCCGAGCCCUGUCGGGGGACACUCCUGCACCAUGCCAGCCCCGCCUGGCUCUCUCGUUAGUGCUUGCGGGGACCUGGACGCAAGAGGGAACACUGUCCCCUCCGGGAGAGGAGAGGAGGCUGCCCGGAUGCCAGGCCCAGACCUGGACGGGGCUGGCCGAAGUCUCCCUCCUGAACUGCUGCUCUGCCUUCACCCUGCCCUCCCCGCGGGGGGUGGGGGCGUUAGCGUCACCGAGACCCUGCUGCCCCCAGGGAGCCUGGUGCCUGGCCGUGGGGGUGGGUCCUGCUGGAAGGCUCUGCCGUGGGGCGGCCGGCGAGGUGCUGCCACAGCGAGGAGAGCCAGCAAGUGCCCAGAGGCGGACGGGGGAUGCACAGGGUAGGGAACCCCAAGCCUGCGAAGAGCUCCUGGGGGGCGGGUAGGGCAGCACCCCCAGGUGCCUCCUCCUCGGCAUCUGUUCAUGGUGCUAUUCAAAGGGGCCUCAGGGGGAUCCUGCCUGGGGUGCUGGGUGGGUGGAAGUGUGCCCUUAGCCGGCACCCCCUGGCCAGGCCUGUCACUCCUCACCAGCCUCACACCAGACAUUGGCUGUCCAGGGCAGUGAGGCUGGUGGGCACCCGCCGUGGGAACUCAAAAACGCACGUCCCUCAUGGGCCCCACACACUUCGAGGCCCCUCCCCUUUCCACUAUAUUAUAUUAAAU
Messenger RNA from Pteropus alecto (black flying fox), 1669 nucleotides. It is a transcript of the gene PDCD1, whose product is annotated as programmed cell death 1. Lineage: Eukaryota; Metazoa; Chordata; Mammalia; Chiroptera; Pteropodidae. Gene Ontology annotation, biological process: negative regulation of immune response; positive regulation of T cell apoptotic process. The transcript has 5 exons. Gene Ontology annotation, cellular component: membrane; external side of plasma membrane. The record is from RefSeq and is a predicted model, not a curated record. The coding region runs from base 7 to 885 and encodes 292 amino acids.